UGAAUGUCUUGAAGGUUGGUCUGGAGAUGUUCAUUGUGAGAUAAGGGACAAUUCAACGACUGUUCACUUAUGCGUACCGGGAUGGUCAGGUGAUUGGUGUCAGGAUCAAUGUUUGAACGAUUCAAUGUGCCGGCCUACAGAAGUUUGCAAAACGCUUAGUAAAGGAGGACAUUACUGUCACUGUGCAGCGGGAUGGCACGGCAAAAAUUGUACCAUUGACAGAGACGAAUGUGCAACAGCUCCGUGCCCGAAAACAGCUACAUGUAAGAAUACACCAGGUUCGUACAAAUGCCCUUGUUUAUCAGGCUGGAAAGGGGACAAAUGCGACGAGGAUAUUAACGAGUGUUUAAUAAAUCCAUGUCAACACUCAUCAACAUGUACGAAUGAACAGGGUUACUACAAUUGCACAUGCGCACCAGGAUGGAAGGGGGCCAACUGCACUGAAGACCUUAAUGAGUGCGCUUCAAAUCCAUGCACGAAUGGAAAAAAUAGAAUGUGUGUAAAUAGUAUUGGCUCUUUCCAAUGUGCAUGUACGCCUGGCUGGGAAGGAGUUAACUGUACGAAGGAUGUCGAUGAAUGUCAGAUGGCGGGAAAUAAAACUGGAAAUCCAUGCAAACAUUCGGGACUGUGUGUAAAUACUUUAGGAUCCUACACAUGUAACUGCACUUCCGGCUGGCAGGGACACAACUGUGGUGACGAUAUCGAUGAAUGCGAUGAAAAUCCGUGCAAUGUCACAUUCACUUGUGAAAAUAGUCCCGGAUCUUUUUCUUGCUCAGGAAAACAGAUGAGCUCUAAAGGUAGUGACUUGUCUAUGGGCAAUUUGGGAUUAAAUAUUGAAAUAAUGUCGAUUAGAUACAAACUUUAUACUUUAUAUAUACUUUUGGACUUUAUACAUAACAACUGUUCAACUGACAUAAAACUAAAAUAG
Mercenaria mercenaria is the source of this 928-nucleotide messenger RNA. Its product is annotated as fibropellin-3-like. The transcript has 2 exons. Lineage: Eukaryota; Metazoa; Mollusca; Bivalvia; Venerida; Veneridae. The record is from RefSeq and is a predicted model, not a curated record. Gene Ontology annotation, molecular function: calcium ion binding. Bases 125 to 928 code for a protein of 267 amino acids.